AGAUUGUUAAACUGGACUAACGUUAUACUGUCUAUGGAUUUGCCUCCUUAAAAACAACAUACCGGAGGCGUUAUCACAAACUGCAGAUGUCGUAAAUCUUCUAAUACAUCCAUCUCCCAUGAGAUUUCUGCAUCUCUCGUAUCAACUUGUCAGAUGGACUCAGUCUCGCGCUAUUUAUGAAGAGCUCUCCCUGUGGGUGUCACAGGUCUGAUGCUGCAGCUGCUUCCUGUAUUGAAGCACCACCAGAAAGAGCCAAAGCCCUUUUCGUUUCAGAGCCCCACACCGAGAACUGAAACACGGAGGAAUUUGUUGCUCGGACGCUGCCGUCCUGCAGAGGGAAGCCAGCCGAGUCGGUCUGCCGGUGUAGCUGCAGGGAAAACUGCGGCGGCCCGUGUCUUGUGAAAGCUGAGAAGCGAGGGGCUGCACAUUAGGACUGAGAGACGCAGGGCACGAUUUCUCCAGGAGCUGGUGCUAGCUAGUAGCAGCUAGUUGGGUAAUAGCAGCAGGUAGAUAACCCAGAAGAAGCAGAAUAAUAGAAAUGUGUUUACUCCAGAAACUAUAGAUGCACCGGAAAGCGACCUGACUUUUAAAGAGCAUCUCGGCAUGAUACGAUUUAACGUUACCCAAAUAGCUGACUGACAUGCUACCGAAAGUAUACUAACUUUGCUAACGUUAGCUAGCCAAGUUACUAGCCACCAAGAGCUGAUCCUGUUGCUUUUUCAGACUGAGUUUCGAAUAAGGAAAAGGCUAGAUUAGCAGCCUCCCAGCUCACUGCGGGUUAGUGCAUUCUUUGAGAAAGUCAUUUAGGUUAUUUAUUGAAAUGGCUCCUAAAAGAAGACCCGUUCCCCUGAACAUAACGCCCAUCGGGGAAGGACAGGCCACCUCAAACACGAUUGAUGCUGCAUCUGAAGCCAACCUUGAGGCCUUACAAAAGAAACUGGGUGAGUUGGACCUGGAUGAACAACAGAGGAAACGACUGGAGGCCUUUCUGACCCAGAAAGCUCAGGUUGGGGAGCUGAAGGAUGAGGAUUUUGACCCCAUAUGUGAAUUGGGUGCUGGAAACGGAGGAGUAGUCAACAAGGUCCGCCACAAACCCUCUGGAUUGGUCAUGGCUCGGAAGUUGAUCCACCUGGAAAUCAAACCUGCCAUCAGAAACCAGAUUAUCAGAGAGCUGCAGGUGCUGCAUGAAUGCAACUCCCCCUACAUUGUGGGCUUCUAUGGAGCCUUUUACAGCGAUGGGGAGAUCAGUAUCUGUAUGGAGCACAUGGAUGGUGGAUCCUUGGACCAGGUCCUGAAGGAAGCCAGAAGAAUCCCAGAAGAAAUCCUGGGGAAAGUUAGCAUAGCUGUAUUGAGGGGAUUAGCCUACCUGCGGGAGAAGCACCAGAUCAUGCACAGAGAUGUCAAGCCCUCCAACAUCCUGGUCAACUCUCGCGGGGAGAUCAAGCUGUGUGACUUUGGUGUGAGCGGCCAGCUCAUAGAUUCCAUGGCCAACUCCUUUGUUGGAACGCGCUCCUACAUGUCGCCGGAGAGACUGCAGGGCACUCACUACUCUGUUCAGUCUGACGUGUGGAGCAUGGGUCUGUCCCUGGUGGAGUUGGCGAUUGGCCGCUACCCCAUCCCCCCACCAGAAGCCAAAGAGCUGGAGGCCAUCUUCGGACGUGCUAUUAUGGACGGGGCCGAGGGAGAGCCUCACACCAACAUGCAGAGGCCCAGACCACCGGGCAGACCCGUGAGCGGUCAUGGGAUGGACAGUAGACCAGCGAUGGCCAUCUUUGAACUUUUGGACUACAUUGUGAAUGAGCCACCCCCUAAACUGCCACUUGGGGUAUUCACCAACGACUUUCAGGACUUUGUGACAAAAUGUUUGAUCAAAAACCCAGCUGAAAGGGCAGAUCUGAAGAUGUUGAUGAGUCACACGUUCAUCAAAAGAUCAGAAGUGGAGGAAGUGGACUUUGCUGGCUGGUUGUGCAAAACCAUGGGUCUCAACCAGCCCAGUACUCCCACCCGCGGCACUGAGUGAACAGGCCCCCACUGCCCUGACACACCUUCGGUCUUGCUUGCAUACACAUUAAUAUACUGCACAUACACGUACACAAGCCAUCACACACAUUGGCACUUUUUUCUAUCUUGCUCUUGGGGAAAACGGUCUCCCCCCACAUUUAUUUCUUCACCAGCAGCAGGGCCCGUUGAGUCAUUGUACUGAGUCAUUGUACCCCAGCUUCACCAUGCCAGUGUCAAGAGUAGCCACAGCUCACGUUUCCACACUGCAACAGUGGAUGUAAAGCACUGAAGGGCUGCCAGUGUGUCAGCUGAAUUUGCAUUGAUUGACAAACUUCUUUUGUAUUGUUGAAUAUACUGUAUUCAUCUUUUUUUAUGGCAACAGUUGAUGGCUUGUGCGACUUGUAUUUUAACAAAUGACCUGCUGUAGAGAUUUCCAUACAAAGAAAUCCGAACAUAUCACCUACUUGCAAAUUCUAAAUUGGUUUUAUCGAAGGUGAAUGCACUGAUUUUCAUUUAAAAUCCCUUUGUCAAAUGUAUUCAUGCUAAAAUGACAAGAGACCUUGCAACUACCCCCAAUGUAAUAAUUGAAUUUGUCAGUAGAGAGUGCAGGACUAUUGUGUGUGUAUGAGGAGUCAUUUUCACUUUUUGGUAAAUGAGCGAUCACUCUAAAGAUCCCUUUUGUGAACAAUGUCACAAACCAAAGAGGGUACUCAUGACUAAACGUUUUCAAUGCCUGAUCAGUUUUUGUUCGUAUGUACAUUCAUGAACAGUAUAAUGGUGUACUUUGAACUUUUUGAUUUUAUUUAUUUUUUUUAUUUUUUAUUUUUUUUCCCCUACCCAGUGGUCUACACUCUGCGUUGCCAUUGUUUCCUCAACAUACAUUUCAAUGCGCAUCCCACACUGUGGCUCUCUAAUGGGAGGAGUCAUAUGCUGUGGAUGCCUGAUAUAUGCCAGAAUGUCAUUAAUUGACAUUGAUAAAACAAUGAUCAAAAUGUAUUCAUGGGAUGAUAUAGCAUGGUUUAUCUUUCUAAUACUGUAUGUGUAUUUUAUUUCCCAAGAUCAUGAUUGGGAUGACUAUCUGUUUUUAUCAAAAGCCUGAAUCUCUGCAAUGUCAAUAUGAAAUUUCAAUCAUGUUGACUAAUUCAACCUUUUUUUCCUCUUUGUUGUUGGUCUGUACUUUUCCCCCUGAAGUGUAUUUGGUUAUGCUUUCACUGUACUGCUACGUGUGGUGCUCCAAGCUUUCUCUUGGGACACAACCAGCCUAGAGGCGUGCUUUUGGGAAAGGGUUGAAAUACAUUUGACAACCCUUACCAUGUGAUUUAACCCAAUUAUGGUGAAAAUACAACCCAACAUUGAGUUUGACUGAACAUUUUAACCCAGGUCAGUGUUGCUCACAUGGUGGUGGUGGUGUUACUUGCUAGCCUGCCGUCUUGCUAGAGCUGUUGUAUUCUCUGCUUAUGGCUGCCCUUUCUUAUUCCCCCCCCAAAAAAGUGCAUUCGUUCAGAGCAAAAUGGAUACAUUGUCACUUGUAUGUGUACAAAGCUAUAUACAAAAAUUACAGGAGUACUAUUUUGCAGUCUUAAUAUACAAAUUUUUGAUUUAUGUAAAUGACAAGGGAGAAGUCAUUUUAUUAUAAUAUAAAAAUGUGUUGGAUAUGGUUAUAAUGUAUAAAAAGAUUAAAAUAAAACUUAUUUGUGAAUGUA
Sander lucioperca (pikeperch) is the source of this 3704-nucleotide messenger RNA. RefSeq names its product mitogen-activated protein kinase kinase 2a (gene map2k2a). NCBI's taxonomy places the organism in Eukaryota, Metazoa, Chordata, Actinopteri, Perciformes, Percidae. Gene Ontology annotation, molecular function: protein kinase activity; ATP binding. The record is from RefSeq and is a predicted model, not a curated record. The coding region runs from base 821 to 2020 and encodes 399 amino acids. The transcript has 11 exons. Gene Ontology annotation, biological process: protein phosphorylation.